Molecule: messenger RNA, 6699 nt
Organism: Delphinapterus leucas (beluga whale)
Lineage: Eukaryota; Metazoa; Chordata; Mammalia; Artiodactyla; Monodontidae
Gene: TRAK2
Product: trafficking kinesin protein 2
Biological process (GO): neurogenesis; anterograde axonal transport of mitochondrion; mitochondrion distribution
Cellular component (GO): cytoplasmic vesicle; mitochondrion; dendrite
Molecular function (GO): GABA receptor binding; myosin binding
Source: RefSeq, a predicted model, not a curated record
CGCUGGUGCCGUGCAGGCUGCUGGGAGAAUGGGUUUCCUCCUCUCUUCCCCAAAUGUGUGGGGGCUGUCAUUGACCUGGAGUAGCUGCAAAACCGAAGUCGCCGAAUGAUGAUGUUGUGAAAUCGCCAGUCCGUUCCUGCCACGCCCGGGCGGUUACUGGCAGCGGCGGCCGCUUCUGCUGCUCUUCUCAGGCUGCUGCCGUUUUAGAGGCUUCUCCCUGAGCAAGCGCGUGCGAAGGACGGAGGACGCCGGACCAUUCCUGUCAUGACCAUCCAAGGAGUGAUAAUCACAUGAGAGCGCUCAUUGCUCCAGAUGUCAUUUGACCAUCAAAACAAAAAAAUCUGUUUAAAAGAAAAUAUCCAUUUGACCAGAACCUUUCUUUAUUGAAUGGCUUGAUGGAUUUCCUUUACUCUGAUUCAAACCAAAGCUGUCCUGCUCAAAAACAAGAAAGGAUCUUGCAUGAGUCAAUCCCAGAAUGCCACUUCUACAUCACCGACGGGUGAAGAAAACCUCAUGAAUAUCAAUCACAGAGACUCAGAGAGCAUCACUGAUGUGUGCUCCAAUGAAGAUCUCCCUGAAGUCGAGCUGGUGAGCCUGUUAGAAGAACAGCUACCCCAGUAUAAGCUAAGAGUGGACUCUCUCUUUCUAUAUGAAAAUCAAGACUGGACUCAGUCCCCACGCCAGCAGCGACAUGGAUCUGAUGCCCUCUCUCCAGUCCUUGCUGAAGAGACUUUCCGUUAUAUGAUUCUAGGCACAGACAGGGUGGAGCAGAUGACCAAAACUUACAAUGACAUCGACAUGGUUACACAUCUCCUGGCAGAGAGAGAUCGUGAUCUGGAGCUAGCUGCUCGAAUUGGACAAGCUCUCUUAAAGCGGAACCAUGCCUUGUCUGAGCACAAUGAAGCCCUCGAGGAGCAACUGGGACAAGCCUUUGAUCAAGUUAAUCAACUGCAGCACGAGCUGUCCAAGAAAGAUGAGUUACUUCGAGUUGUCUCCAUUGCUUCUGAAGAGAGUGAAACUGAUUCCAGCUGCUCUACACCUCUUCGCUUCAAUGAGUCCUUUAGCUUAUCUCAAGGUUUGCUGCAGUUGGACAUGCUGCAAGAAAAGCUCAAGGAACUGGAAGAAGAGAAUAUGGUUCUUCGAUCCAAGGCUUGUCACAUAAAGACAGAAACGAUUACCUAUGAAGAGAAGGAACAACAGCUUGUCAGUGAUUGUGUUAAAGAACUUCGUGAAACAAAUGCUCAGAUGUCCAGAAUGACUGAAGAAUUGUCUGGGAAGAGUGAUGAACUGAUUCGUUACCAAGAAGAGAUUUCCUCUCUCUUGUCUCAGAUUGUAGAUCUUCAGCACAAACUUAAAGAACAUGUGAUUGAGAAGGAAGAGCUGAGACUUCACCUCCAAGCUUCCAAAGAUGCCCAAAGACAACUGACGAUGGAGCUGCAUGAGUUACAAGACAGGAAUAUGGAGUGUCUGGGAAUGUUACAUGAAUCGCAAGAAGAAAUAAAGGAACUUCGGAAUAGAUCUGGCCCUGCUGCUCAUCUCUACUUCUCCCAGCCAUACGGAGUUUUUUCUGGGGAAUCUCUGGCGGCUGAGAUUGAGGGGACCAUGCGUAAGAAGCUGAGUUUGGAUGAGGAAUCUUCUCUCGUUAAACAAAAAGCCCAACAAAAACGGGUAUUUGAUACUGUCAAGGUUGCCAAUGACACACGGGGCUGCUCUGUCCCAUUCCCAGCUCUGCUACCCAUUCCAGGCUCCAACCGUUCAAGUGUCAUCAUGACAGCAAAACCUUUUGAAUCUGGUUUACAACAAACAGAGGACAAAACAAUCCCGAAGAGUAACUUGGAGGAAGAUCCAGGGAACGUCCAGAAAGUCUGUCAACCAGGACACUCUGCAGAGAGCGAUUUGGCUACAGCCCUGCAUCGCCUGAGUCUGCGGCGACAGAACUACUUAAGUGAGAAGCAGUUCUUUGCUGAAGAAUGGCAACGGAAGAUCCAGGUUCUGGCUGGCCAGAAAGAAGGGGGAAGUGACUGUGGCAUCCCCACAGAGAGCCUUGCCUCCCUCUGCACCGACCAGUCGGAGAUCACAGACCUGAGCAGUGCCAGUUGCCUUCGAGGUUUUAUGCCUGAAAAAUUGCAAAUUGUCAAGCCCCUUGAAGGAUCACAAACUCUGCACCAAUGGCAGCAGCUUGCUCAACCAAAUUUAGGAACCAUUCUUGACCCACGACCAGGUGUCAUCACUAAAGGCUUUACCCAGUUGCCCAAGGAUGCCAUCUAUCACCUCUCAGAUUUAGAAGAAGAUGAAGAGGAAGGUAUCACUUUUCAGGUUCAGCAACCUCUUCAAGUGGAACAGAAACCAUCAAUAUCCCAGCCAGUAACAGGAAUCUUCUUGCCGCCCAUGACUUCAGCUGGUGGUCCAGUUACAGCUGCAACCUCAAACCCAGGAAAGUGUCUCUCCUGCACAAACUCAACAUUCACCUUCACCACCUGUAGGAUAUUACAUCCUUCUGAUAUUACUCAGGUUACCCCCAGCUCUGACUUCACUUCAUUAUCCUGUGGAAGUAGUGGUAGCAGUUCAUCAAACACAGCAGUGAAUUCUCCUGCUAUGUCCUAUAGGCUCAGCAUUGGUGAAUCCAUCACCAACCGACGAGAUUCCACCAUAACCUUCAGCGGCACCAUGAGCUUGGCCGAACUUCUACAAAAGCGAGGCAUCUCUGCUAAAGCAUACCACAGCCCAGUUUCAGAGGACCCCCUCCUCCAGCCUCUCCCUAGAGGCCUGGCUAUCCCUUCCACGCCACCAAAUUCACCGUCUCACUCACCUUGCCCUUCUCCUUUGCCCGUUGAGCCUCGGGUGCAUCUCAAUGAAAAUUUUUUGGCCUCCCGACCAGCUGAAACAUUCCUCCAGGAGAUGUAUGGCUUGAGACCAUCCCGAAACCCUCCUGAUGUUGGCCAGUUGAAGAUGAACUUAGUGGACAGGCUGAAAAGACUGGGGAUAGCCAGAGUGAUCAAGACCCCUGCAGCCCAGGAAAAUGGAAGAAGCCAAGAGGCAGAAAAUGGUCUUGAAAGACCAAACUCUGCUGUCUAUUUAAAUUCAGGUAGCAAUUUAUUGAGUGGACUGAGGAGGAAUCAGAGUCUUCCAGUCAUUAUGGGUAGCUUUGGCACCCCAGUUUGCACAUCAUCACCCAAAAUGGAUAUCCUGAAGGAAGACUGAGGUUCAGCAGUUGACUGACCUCUUACACAAGUUAGCACAUGAAGGAAAGAUUUGCACUGAUACAUGUAGUCUUGUCUGAGAGAAAAGGAAUGUUGCAGAAGGGUUGUGAAUGUGGGAAGGGGAAAGUGGAAGAACGGAAACAGAAUUGGCAUGAGGUCUGUCUGAUAAAUUGAAAGUAUAAAUGAAUAGGUCAUGAGUGUUUGGAAGCAGAGAAAGAAGAAAUGUUUAAUGUGGUCCUCCAGUUGGUAUUUCUUGUCUUGAAAAUAAAAAGUGACUGGAAAAUAAAUUCAGUAAUAUUGGAACAUACCAGAAAUACUGAACUUGCUAGCACAUUUACUUCUGGUGAGCAUAAGCAGGGAGGACCCAGGUUAGAAGAUGGGAAAAAAGGAGGAGCAGCUUUGACCGUUACCUUUAGAAAGCUGUUCUAGAAGGUUGCUGGAGUAAACUCAGUCUGUUAGUGAGACAACAGUGAGAUGGCUUAUCUGCUGGCCCCUGUUAAUGUCUGGUUAAAUUACACCUCCAUCAAAGAGUAUGCUCACUGCAUUAUCAGCAAGGAAUUUUACCUUUUGCAUAAGAUCAGACUAGUGGAGACUCCCUUUUUGCUUUCUGUUUUCAGGCCUUUGAGCCACUGGGAUCCCAAACAUAAUCCACAUUCCUUUUACAUUUGUGAUUAAUAAGGGUUAUUUUUUUUUUUUUUUUUUUUUUUUUGCGGUACACGGGCCUCUCACUGUUGUGGCCUCUCCUGUUGCAGAGCACAGGCUCUGGACGCGCAGGCUCAGCGGCCAUGGCUCACGGGCCUAGCCGCUCCGCGGCAUGUGGGAUCUUCCCGGACCAGGGCAUGAACCCAUGUCCCUUGCAUCAGCAGACGGACUCUCAACCACUGCGCCACCAGGGAAGCCCAAGGAUUAAUUUUUUUAAUUUGUAUUUUUAUACAGUAACCCCCCAAACAACACGAAUGGGGGGUAGGAGGGAUUUACUUUAAGAAGGAAGAUAUGGGUACAUUGGAACCAAGGAAACUUGUUUUCAGAAUAUUUCUUCUGAAUAAGUGCAUUGGCAAAGGUGUAUGAACAUAAUUACUGUACAUGUCUUUCAAAUUUCCUUGGAGGCUGGAUGGGUUAAACCAGAAGUGCAAUCAAUAGGAAUUAGAGAAUGUUGUGUAUUUAUCUUUGUAAGUAUUUUUGGAAGGAAAGUUGGUUGCAACUAAACUUUUUCCAAAAUGUGCUAUGCAUACUUUUAAUGAAAGAUGACAUAUAUUUGCACAAAAGUUCUCAGGCACAGCAAAUUAUUAUAAACUGAAGUAAAACCCAGGUGCUUUCUUUGAGAUUGUGUUUUUUUAAUAUAAAAUAAAAUUAAAACAUCUGCCUUUUUCUUCAUACCCGCGGAAGUAGAGAAUGAACUUUUUUCGAUGGGAAAGUCAAAUGCUUUUUCUUUUUCUCUGGGAUUCCUUUUUUCUCUUUUUUAAUUAUGUGAAAUGGCAAAGUGAAACUCCGGGAUUAGGUUUCAGCUUUCAGCAGUGUGACGCAAGGCUGUGAAUUGGGAAAAACAGAUCUGUUUUCUGAGCAUUGCUGACCAAGGUCUGCUUCUCAUCAGAUGACAUGGCUUUAUCUCGGCCAUGCAGUUGAGAAAGAAAUGCUGUUACAUGAAAGGCAUUAUGGAGAGAAGAUGAAGGAGGGGGCUAGUUCUUUUUGAAAAUGGGAGGCAUGUUACUUGGUCUUUUCAUUGCUUCAUUAGCAAAUGUUUUGCUCCUUUGUUCUGACUUAAACUGAAAGGUAAUUUUCUGCAGAAUUCUUGAUGGGCAUGUUACUCCUAUGGCUCCCAUCCAUACACCUGUUACAGGCCAGAGGAGGCUCCUUCUCUCCUCUUGAGUUGCCUCUCCUUCAGGAAGAGCUAUGUGCUCAAAACACACAUGCAAGAGUAAAAUGUGUGAGUUUUCCAUGAUUUUUAGAAUCUUUUAAUAAAACUUUUCUAAAUAAACUUCUUAAAAACAAAAAGAGUGACCUCUUCCCAUUCUCUCCCCCUUGCUCAGUCAUUCUGAAAUCAGCAGACCAUACACAAAGAUGUUCAGAAAGGAUUCCAGCUGGUCUGUAAGUGAACGCACAUGUCCCUGAAUGUGGACCAGAAGAAUUCCUGAUGUUUAAAUUUCUAGAAUAUUCCAGUUCACAUUUUAAAUGAUAUUUGAGUUUCUACUUCAUAAAGUAAUGCUGGGAUGCUUAUUUUAGACAAUGCUUUAAGCUUUUUAUUUAUUCUCUAAGAAAGUAAUCUUCCUGUUACCAGUUUCCAAGAGACAUCAGGAAGUAGGAAAAUAUAGGACCAGAGAGCAGUACAAAGUGUUAAAUUAUCAGAUUUUAUGUAUAUUAUAUAAACAGCUAUAAAAAUUAAGCUAGAUGUUGGAGUGUUCUGUAUAGUUAGUAUACUUUUAAAAUAACCGAGGCUAAAAUGGUCACUUUGGAGGUAGGGCAAGGGUAUAUUCACAGCCAAAUAAGCCUGUCUGAUUAAAGAGAACCAGACUUUGGUUUUUGAAAAUUAAAUUGAUGUUGCUGUUCCACCAGAAACACAAUGAUUGGAAACUGGUGCAUGCUCGUCUCUAGAAAUGAAUCCUGUUUUGAAACUGGGUUUUGUUGUUUUUGAAAUUUCCACCUAAAAUCAUUUUUGGUUGAGAAUGAGAAUCUCUAUUAUAAUGAAAUUGUGUGUAAAAUAUAGUAAGAACUGGAGCCUUGUAGCAAGUUCCUUCUUAAUUUAUCUGUUAUGUUUUAGCACUGUUCACAUUUUAGUUUUUCUUUAUCAACUGUGUAUGUACUUUAAUGCCAGUAUAGGGAACUCUGAUUCUUUUUUUUCCUUCUGAAGGGUCUCAGUGAUUAUACCUCAGGUAUUUCUGAGUAUCCUAUUAUCUACUAGGAGGGAUACCUUCCCUGUGAACUCAGAAUUAAAAUUUCUUCUGAAUUAUGAUGAUCCCAAAUCUUAUGUACAUAGCCUUAGGCAUGGGUCUUGGAAAAAAGUUAAUGACUAUUGUUAAAGUAGUUUUUUAAAAAAUUUUGUACUAUAUGUCCUUGAUUUGACCUGAAUGAACAGACUUUGGCAAAGGGAGGAAAUAAGUUAAAGGCAGCUCACAACAAGAGCCUGUUCUCUAUAAAAGGUGUAUUUUAUACAGUAUUGAAAGCCUGUUAUUUUUUCUGACCAUUCUGGUACACAAUUAGUACUUGUUGGUAAUAACAUUGACUUUUGACACCUGGAACUAGAACUCUUAGUGUUUAGUAGCCCACUCCUUUGAUGUCGGAUGCCUGCAAGCCUGUACUCCAAGUACAACACAGCAACAUCUACACUGAGUGGUUGCAUAGCCAGCACAGCUACCUGGGAGUGGCAUGGUGCCCUCUGGGGCUGCCAGGGAGAUACUGUAGUUUGAUAUCUGGGGCUUGACUUUGUCAAAGAGCUCUUUGUGCACCUACCUUUGCUUUGUCAAAUGUUAAUCAGAUAAUAAACAUGAGUAUCUUCUUAAAUUUU